Messenger RNA from Rhagoletis zephyria (snowberry fruit fly), 405 nucleotides. The record is from RefSeq and is a predicted model, not a curated record. NCBI's taxonomy places the organism in Eukaryota, Metazoa, Arthropoda, Insecta, Diptera, Tephritidae.
AUGGCAUCUGCACUGUAUCGAGUUUUGGUUAAUUCGGCUGAUCGUUACGUGCCCAGCAAACUGCGUCCACUGUGGGAACAUCCAGCUGGACCAAAAACAAUUUUCUUUUGGGCGCCAGCAAUGAAAUGGAGCCUUGUUAUUGCUGGCCUUGCUGACAUCACACGACCAGUUGAAAAGCUUUCUGUUUCUCAAACAACAUCUCUGGCAGCUACUGGACUUGUUUGGUCUCGAUACUCACUGGUUAUUAUUCCUAAAAACUACCCACUUUUUUCAGUCAAUUUCUUUGUUGCGCUCACCAAUGUUGGCCAGCUCAUUCGUAUUGCUACAUCUGGAAAAUCGAAUAAAACGGAAGAAACUUCGCAACCAACAGCAAUUGAAACAGUGCCUAUCAAUGCGGCUAACUGA